Messenger RNA from Nerophis lumbriciformis (worm pipefish), 3522 nucleotides. The record is from RefSeq and is a predicted model, not a curated record. NCBI's taxonomy places the organism in Eukaryota, Metazoa, Chordata, Actinopteri, Syngnathiformes, Syngnathidae.
UAUGUAUUUUUUGCUCCUGAAAAUGAAUCUGUCAGUCAUUUCCCACAAUAUCAAUUCAUUUUAGAGAAAUAGGUAUAUACCUAACUGUGCUUGGAACACACCCUGUUAUGGCAAACUCUACACAAAGCCUUCAAACAGAAGGGCCUCAUGUCCAAUUGUGAGUUUGGCUCCCAUUUACCACCAGAGGACAGAACUGGAAUUACAGACAUUUCCCAACAGCUGAAGACCAUCAGUAAUCAGGAAGGCUCUCACCUGAAGCAAUCAAAUCCACUCAUUUUAAGUCUGCAGCUCCAGCUCAGACUUCAGGCCAACAAAGACUGCUCGAGGAAAAUUUGCCAAAUGCAGUAGUGCCUAACUGUUUACAGAGACCAGGGUGGCUGACGAUGCCAUCUACUGCCCAAAACAGCAAUUCAAAUCUGCUGAAACAAGCUACAUAGCAACAUGCUUCGACGAAGCUAGUAAAGAGAGACAGAGACUCUGAUGCCACUUCACCUCCACCACCACCACCAUUCACCGCUGAAGGUGCCCGAUGUUGUUGAGCUGAGGACAUUGUUGCUACCUUGCCUUGAUGGACCAUCCCAAAACUUUGGUACCCCAGUACAAAACACUGAUGACCCAGAAGAUCCAGAAACCUGCAAACAAACAUUGAGGGCGGAUACUUUGCAAAAUGAAAAGGCUGCAAGCCAUGCACUUGGAGGCAGCGCGAUGCUGGAACACUUGCGGAGUGAGAUCUCCUGUUUGCAAAGCAUCCAGAUAGACAACAUGAAGGAGAUUGCAGAGAAAGACCUCAGCAUCACCAAACUGCAAGCCAGUGUUUUGUUGUUACAACAAGAGGGCGUCGACACCCGUGCUCAGCUAAAGCAGCGAGAAGUGACCGUAAAGCACCUGGACCAGGACUUGGUUGCUCUGCGAGACACGCUGGAGUCUCUGAGGAGAACCUUGGCGCAGAAGGAGAAACGCACGCAGCAGCUGCUUGAAGACAACGCCCACCUUAAAGACGUCCUGACCAAUCAGCAGAGCCAAUUACAGACAGUGAGCGACGUUAGCGCGGCCCUGGAUCGCGCCAACGUCAGUCUGCAUGCGGAGAGGCAGCAGAUCCAGGAUCAGUCUGAUCACGCGAGCAAAGAGGCGGAGCGUCUGCAGCAGGAACUCACCUGUGUGCGCUGCAAUGCUGAGAAGAAGAUUCAAAAAAGGGAGAUAAGGAUUUGUGCACUUGUUAAGGAGCUUACUGGGAAGAAGAAGAGGCUCGCUGACUACCAGGAAAAGGAGCAAGACGAUCUCAGAGCCAAAAUGGAGGACAUGAGCCGACAGUGUGUUCACCUCAAUCACACCAGAGACAAACUCGAGGCCGACUCUGUUCUGAGCCGUGAAAAACUGCGAAUUUGUCACUUCGAGGUGCAAAGCAGAGAUCAGCUCAUUCUUCAGCUGAGAUCGGAAAUGAGGACGACAGCAAAGAAGCAUCGGGAGGAGCAGCAGCAGUUGGCAGCCUCAGAGGAGAAGUCACAAGAGCAGCAAAUGGAGCUGGAGCUCUUCCGCCAGCAGGUGGAAGGAGCCAGGGAGGAAUUAAGAGAAGCCCGUUUGCGGGCAGAGGAGCCAAAAGAAACGGCUGCCAUUUUUAAACGCAAGUACACCGCCACAAUGGAGAAGGUACACAAGGUGCAAGGGCAGGUGGAACAUCUGACAGAGGAGCUGCAAUAUUCCCAGCAACAGCUGAAGGAGUCCCAACUUGCAACUCAUUCAGUGGAAGAAGAGCUUUCGGAGCUAAAGCGGCGCCACCAAGAAAAGGUCGGCCAAUGGGAGAGCUCACAGGAGGCGCUGGACCAGUUGACGGACGAGCUCCAGGUCAGUCACAACCUGCUGACGGAGAGCCAGCAGAAGGCCGAGCACUUCAGGAGCGUCGCGUGUGGCCUGCAGGAGCAAGUGGACGUGGUCAAGCAGCAGAAAGUCGUGUUGGAGUGUGACCUGCGACUUUAUCAGCGGAGUCACUCCCACGCUGACGAGGACUACCUCAUCUUGCAAAGUCGCGCUCAGAAGCUGCAGAAGCGCUGCAGUGAGCAGGUGGAGCGCCUCGUGGAGUGUGAAAAGGUUAUUCUACAGAUGAAAUCAGAGCUGGAGAGACAAAACCAGGAACAGGCGAGUCUGAAGCAAAGUCUCGUCGCAUCGUGCCGCGCGCACCUUAACAGGCGCGGACAGCUGGAACAGGAAGUGGAUCUUCGGAAAGAGGAAGUCGCACGCUUACAGCUUGAGCUUGCUGACAGCCAAGAGGUACACAUCACUCUCCUCCGGCAGUCAGCGGAGGAGCUCCAGGAAGCCCGGCAGGAAAGAGCGGACAGGAGUAGGGAGGAUGAAGCUCACAGGGAGGAAGUACAGCGAAUGGAGGAGGAAUCCCAAGAACGGGAGGAAAGGCUGAAGAGCACUCAGAGAGAGAAGCAGAGUCUGAGCAAUCGUUUCAAGAAGCUGAGUCAAGAGCUUGAGGAGCUGCAUUGCAAACAUCAGAGCGCAGUGGAGGAGCUGGCAGCCCGCUCAGAGGAGGCAAAGUGCAUGACGGCGUGUCUGAGUGAGGGGAAGCAAGCACAGGACAAACUAAGCAACAUUGCUCUGCAGCUGGAGGUGCAGAUUGCAGAACUCAAGAGGAACCUUGACCUGGCUGUAAAGGACAAAAAGGAUGCCGAAGCUAAGGUGGACACAUUGCAGUCCAAGCUGGCGGCGUCCUGUUCCGACAACGCCAGCAUUCGCCACGAGAGCCAGUUAAUGGUCUCAAAUCUCAAACAAUGGAUCACCGAGCAAAAAGUUUCCCAUGAGAACCUUGCAGAGCAGAUGAAGACCCAAAGCAAAGCGCUGCUUAAUGCCACUGAAAAUAAAAGGCACCUUCAGGAGGCUAAUGACACGUUGAAGGCGGAGGUGAAGCAACUGAAAGAGGUGGCGGAGGGGCGGGAGAGAGAGAUGGGACGCAUCAAGGAACAACUGAAGGACCUGUGUGCAUUGCAGGAUGGUAAAACACUGGAAAAAGAGACUCGUGUGGCCUUGAAUUUGGGCAUACUGGCCGACAUGCAGACCAAGUUGCAGCACAACAUGGACGCCGUCGGACUGCUGAAUCAACAAUUAUCUGCCCUCAGUGAAGAGAACAAGCGUUUGCGUGGGCAGCUAGCAGAGGAGAAGUCCAAUGGUCGACAACCUCCAUCGGCCACACCAUUCCCCUGCUUGAAACAAGCAACGAUGCACACUGGCUGCAUCGAAGACCCUAAGCUGAGGCCGAGAAGGAGGAGGACAAUCCUGAUUGAGCCCAGGCUUCCAGUUGUCCAGCUUCAAAUCACCGCGACGAAGAUCCAGAGAGACGGCUCGGCAACAGUCACAGCCUGUUGGGAGCAUGCUGGCCAUCUUUGUGGAAAGCGCACAGUCCUGUGUUGUCUAUUGUGUUCCUAACAAGAGUCCAUGGGGCCUGACUGCCAACAAAUCAGCAUCUAAAACAGACAGCAAUAGGAAAUCUGAAAUAAUCAACAUCUCACCCCGUCUUUGUCUGGU